This is a messenger RNA of Drosophila subpulchrella, 485 nucleotides long. RefSeq lists its product as uncharacterized. The record is from RefSeq and is a predicted model, not a curated record. Lineage: Eukaryota; Metazoa; Arthropoda; Insecta; Diptera; Drosophilidae. The transcript has 3 exons. Bases 53 to 382 code for a protein of 109 amino acids.
CAAAGCUGCUUUGCAUAGAGUGUCAUAUACAAAAGCUAUUUAAAUUACUUAAAUGGAUCAAAAGUUGGACCAGAAAUUUACAAUGGAACUGGAAAUCAUUGAGAAUGGGAUACCAGAGUCAACAAACUUAAUAGCACCAGAUGAUAUUCCAACUAAUAACGAUCCUAUCAGAGCCAUAAGACUUAUAAUAAUGGUGAUCAUAUUAAAUGUUUGCUUGAUUAUGGGAACUGUUCCCAUCUUCCUAUAUAUGAACACGCUUACCGAAGUGAUCAGAGAACGGUUUUUGGACUUUAUACUUGUUAGCGGAGGUCUCAUUUCCAUUCCGAUGUUAUACAGGAUGGGAGAUCUUUCCAAAGGCCGACCUAAUUUCUACUACAUUUAAUCCAUAAUCAACGGAUUUAUGUGAUGCAAUAUGUCUCAAAAUUCUAAUUUACUUUGACUUUAUAUUCAGAUUGUCUUACGAUUAAAAUUCCAUAACAAUCAUA